Laetiporus sulphureus 93-53 is the source of this 1598-nucleotide messenger RNA. Its product is annotated as CMGC/MAPK/ERK protein kinase. Gene Ontology annotation, molecular function: protein serine/threonine kinase activity; ATP binding. Gene Ontology annotation, cellular component: nucleus; cytoplasm. The record is from RefSeq and is a predicted model, not a curated record. Lineage: Eukaryota; Fungi; Basidiomycota; Agaricomycetes; Polyporales; Laetiporaceae. Gene Ontology annotation, biological process: protein phosphorylation; intracellular signal transduction. Bases 124 to 1413 code for a protein of 429 amino acids. The transcript has 11 exons.
CCGCGCGCGCUAUCGAUCGCGUCUCGUACAAAUGUCCGCUGCCUUGUGUUCUCUGCCCUCCAUCCUUGCGCCCACUCCUCGUCGACAUCACUCACGUCCUCUAUCUCCACAUUCCCCGCCGCCAUGCAGAGACACACAUUCACCGCGCUCAACUCCACUUUCGUCGUAGACUCUGAGUAUCAGUUCGUCAAGGAGCUCGGCCAGGGUGCGUACGGCUGCGUCGUCGCCGCGAAACACCGCAGAACUGGCGAGGGAUGUGCGAUCAAGAAGAUCACCAACAUUAACACAAAGAGGAUCUUGACCAAACGAUGUCUGCGCGAGAUCAAACUCCUACACCAUUUCCGAGGACACAAGAACAUCACCUGCUUGUACGACAUGGACAUCGUCUUCCGUUCGGACGGAAACUUUGACGAGGUCUACUUAUACGAGGAGCUGAUGGAGGCCGAUCUGCACGCCAUCAUCCGCUCGCAGCAACCGCUCUCAGACGCCCACUUCCAGUCCUUCAUCUACCAGACCCUCUGUGGCCUCAAAUACAUUCACUCUGCCAAUGUCCUCCACCGCGACCUCAAGCCGGGCAACUUGCUCGUCAACGCCGACUGCGAGCUCAAGAUUUGCGACUUUGGGCUUGCAAGAGGGUAUAAUCCGGGCUCGGGUGCGCCUGCCAGCAAGGGUGCGGCGAACCAGGGAUUCAUGACCGAGUACGUCGCGACGCGGUGGUACCGUGCUCCGGAGAUCAUGUUGAGUUUUGCGAACUAUGGUCCCGCGAUAGAUGUCUGGUCCGUGGGAUGUAUCCUUGCCGAGCUCCUCGCUGGCAAACCCAUCUUCAAGGGCAGAGACUACGUCGAUCAACUCAACCAGAUUCUCCACUACCUUGGUACCCCUUUGGAGGACACCCUCCGCCGUGUAGGCUCUCCCCGCGCACAAGACUACAUCCGAUCGCUCCCAAUCAAGCCGCGCGUGCCGUUCCAGACGCUCUUCCCGCGCGCGAACCCGCUCGCGAUCGACCUCCUCGGCCAGCUGCUGCACUUUGAUCCCGCGAAGCGCAUCACGUGCGAGCAGGCACUGAAUCACCCUUACCUCGCUGUGUGGCACGACCCCGCGGACGAGCCCAUUUGUAACGAGACGUUCGACUUUGGGUUUGAGGAGGAGGACACGAUCGAUGGGAUGAAGCAACUCAUCGUGGAGGAGGUGCGUGAGUUCCGCGCGGAGGUUCGCCAGCAGGCACGCGCUUCGGGCCAGAUCCGCAGGCAGGAUAGCCUUCCGAUCCCAACGCGCGAGGAGAUCCUGGCGUCGCCCGUGCUCGAGCAGGCGUAUGCGGAACCGGGGCAGGCGCGUGCGGACUCGCCGGUGAUGGACGACCCGAGUGCGGAGCUGGAGCGCGAGCUGGCGGGGACGCACCUCGGGAGGGUGUGAGUGCACGGGGAUGCAUCGCGAGCGCGUGCGUGCGAGAACUUUUGAUUUUGGGUGCGGGUGCGGGUGUGGGUUCUGUGCGUAAGUUAUUUGACUUGGUUCUUGGAUGGCCACAUGGAGGAUUAUUUGAGUCGAUGUACAUAGUGAUAUCAGUCGGACGUUUGCUGUUAUGCAUAGAGUAGUCGGAG